ACCAAUUGGUUAAAAUUAUACCUGGGUUAAGGCCAUGGCCCAUGGAAGGUUUUAAAUGUAGAACAAGCAAUGAAUCAGAUAACAUGUGGUGGGGAGUGCUGUCCUCUUGAUUCAUACAUCAAGCAUUGGAAUAAGGAUGUCAAGGUGAAAAGGCUUUCAGGAGACGGCAGCUGCAAAAUACGUGUAACGUGAUCUCAGCCUCUUUCUAUGUAUGCGACUCUCUGGACGGAGGACGUUUGUCCCCCUUCCUCUGCUAAAUGUGAUAAAUAUCUAGUCCUGGAGCCCAAACGAAAAAUUCUCGAACCCAUAAGAGAGACUGAACCCUAGGAAGGAAAGUAGAGAGAAACAAGAUUACGGAAGGGCCGGGAAAAUGGAAGAUCUACUAGGAGCUGAAAGCCUGGAGCAUUCCAUGAACCUCACUCCAAAAGGAGGCUCCAAAGAGGUAGAUGAUCGCGAAGAGGAAGAUGGUAAGAAAGAAAAUGAAGCUAAAGGAGGAGAAGAGAGGGCAAGUGGAUUUAUAAACCAUCUUCUCUCUAACUUGGUGUCUGGAGGGAAAGGUCAAGAAGAAAAAACAGGUGAAAAAGAUGAUGAAGAGAAGAGAGGCAUCGUGAGUGAGGAGGGUGUUGAUCAUGAUGAUAAGGGAGGUGGGUUUAUAAGCCAUCUUAUCUCCAACUUGGUCUCUUCCCAUAGUCCGAAAGCAGGGAAAGAUAGUAAACAAAAGGUGGAAGCUUUCGAAGGUGACAAUGGGGGCUCUAAAGCAGAGGAAGAUGCAGGUAGUGAUAGUAAUGGUGUAGGGCUACAGAAAGGGAAGUCAAAAGAGGAGAGUGGUGGUGGAGGAAUCAUCGAAAACCUAGUCUCCCACUUGCCUGCUCCACUUAAAGAUGAUGUGGCUCCCACGCCGGUGGAGGCCUCCUUACUAAUUCACUCCAUCAUUCAUGACUGAGAAGCACACACCUGGCAUUGUUAUCUCUAUUGCUCCUACUUAGCUAGGGCAAACUAUACAUGUAUCAGGCUUUGCCUAUUCUUUGAUUAAUAUGAUUUAUUUACUUAUAAAAAAAAAAAAUCACACACCUGGCAUUGAUUUUUAGGAUUGCUCAUUUAGAAACGCUAGACUGCCAUUCGAUGUAUUUCAUCUUUCAUUUUCUUUUGUUUGUAUUUUUUUCCCUCUCAUUUGUUAAGAUAGUCUUUUGGAGUUGUGAAAGAUCUUUUCCCUAAUCUGUUGUCCUUGCCAUUGGCGCUUGAGUCUUUUAGUUUGCUCUUAUCGGAAAAGCAGUUUGGCCCACUUUUUUUUUUUUUUUUUUUAAGCA
Messenger RNA from Juglans regia (Persian walnut), 1307 nucleotides. RefSeq lists its product as uncharacterized. The coding region runs from base 371 to 943 and encodes 190 amino acids. The transcript is spliced from 3 exons. The record is from RefSeq and is a predicted model, not a curated record. Lineage: Eukaryota; Viridiplantae; Streptophyta; Magnoliopsida; Fagales; Juglandaceae.